Somion occarium is the source of this 1549-nucleotide messenger RNA. Lineage: Eukaryota; Fungi; Basidiomycota; Agaricomycetes; Polyporales; Cerrenaceae. The record is from the annotation of a GenBank genome assembly.
AAAUCGAGAACAACUUUGUAGGUACAGUAUGUACUUUGAACUUCCGAUCAGCGAUCGCAGUGAUAUAAACGCUUCGGAAGUCGGAGUCUAUUGUUCCUCGUAAUUAGUACUUAAGAUGUCCACCUGGCGAUUUCUUGUCGUAUCUUCACUGUGUACGCCACAUCAACGUGACCCUUCUAGCUUCUCUCGCCGUGCAACAUGAUAUCAAUCCAAACAGCUGAACAGAUGAUGCGAGAGUAUCCAGAGACAAGCCUGUUCGAAUGGUACCCCCGCCUGCAGAACUUGAUUCCAGAGGAUAGGACUGGCGAAGCUGCUCUGGACACACCCGAGUUUCGACAUGCGGCCUUCAAUCGGGCUUGCAAGACCGGUAUAAAUCCAUUGGGAUACUGGCUAGGUUCAAAUCCGCUUUACAUCUCGGAGAAUGUCCAGGCCGAAGAAAUACCCUGGCGAGCAUAUGAAGCGCCACCUCCUCUUCCAAGAGUCGAGUUAGAGGACCCUGUGUUUCUUCGAAACAUCAAUCCUUACGGCAACACGCCUCUAUUCGAGAUACGUAGCGGAAAUAUCUCUAGAGUUCUGAAAGUGUUUGUCUCGAAGACGUCACCGGAAUGGUGGAAUGGAAAUACGUCAACGUUCGAUCCUCAAUUGUCUUUACGGCUCUACCACGCAGAGAAGGAUGCAUAUGCUCACCUGCGACACUCUGGAGCAUGCGAUGCUGGGGUCGUGCCACAAUGCUUUGGCUGGCUGCAACUUUCCCGUGAAGUAGCUUCCCAGCUGUCCAUACAAUUCAAGUUGUACUGGGAACUCGCCGACGCUGACGAGGACCUUCCCUAUGCACUUCUCUUGGAACACUUUGCGGAUGCUGUCCAGAUUUCUGUACAAAAUGUCACGUUCCCUAUGGCGGAGAAGGCGUUGAGGGCAUUAUAUGUCGUUCACAAAUCUUAUGUGCAGCACGGUGACAUCAGUCGUCGUAAUAUUCUAUUACUUCCAGAUGGCCGUAUCAUUUGGAUCGACUUCGACGCCUCCAAAUGCGCUUCAGACCCGAAUUUGCGUCGUCAAGAUUUAUGGGAUGAGGCGCGCGGUACUUGGGGCCUAUUUUAUCAAAGUCUUUUGCCCGGUGCACGCAUUGGCUGGGCCAGCCGUUUCUCUUGAUUAAUGUAUUCAUAUUUUUCAUAGACUAUCUCGACAUUCUCGCAUGCGUUGUUGCAGUAUCCACUUCCUUUUUUUUUCCGUCGCAUGGUCCGAAAAAAAUCAGUUCUCUGAUCUAAUUCUUUUUCCGAGGGUAUUUGCAUCUGAGCGCAUGCAGACUGAGCUACGCAAUCUGGCUAUUCAGCUUGUCCGCCACAUUAAAUAUCUAGGUAAAGAUCUCGACGCACGUCCCGACAACCCGACAAGGGAUACAAGUGUACUAAUAUAAAAGCAUUGAAAUUGGUACACAUUUGCUACGACGCUCACUAAACAGUACUAUACAAUUUACACUCUUUAGACGUCUUCUAUCAGAGGCUCCACAGAAGAUACGCAUGUGUGGGGCUCGUCAUUACGUCGCUACUUG